Rhea pennata is the source of this 1391-nucleotide messenger RNA. RefSeq names its product deoxyribonuclease 1 like 3 (gene DNASE1L3). The coding region runs from base 75 to 1007 and encodes 310 amino acids. The transcript has 8 exons. Gene Ontology annotation, molecular function: DNA binding; deoxyribonuclease I activity. Gene Ontology annotation, biological process: programmed cell death involved in cell development; apoptotic DNA fragmentation. NCBI's taxonomy places the organism in Eukaryota, Metazoa, Chordata, Aves, Rheiformes, Rheidae. The record is from RefSeq and is a predicted model, not a curated record. Gene Ontology annotation, cellular component: nucleus.
GGCGGGACGGACGCACGGACGCCCGCGCGCGCCCGCGGACCGGUGGGCGGCUCAGCCUGCCCCAGGCCUGCACGAUGCUGCUCGUCGUGGUGCUUUCGCUCGUCUGCUUCAACGCAUCUCUGAGCCUGAAAAUCUGCUCCUUCAACGUGAAGUCUUUUGGAGAAGCAAAAAUAGCCAGGCAAGAAGUCAUCGAUGCCGUGGUGAAGGUCAUUUCCCGCUGUGAUAUCAUGUUACUGAUGGAAAUAAAGGAAAACAACAACAGAAUAUGCCCCCUUCUGAUGGAGAGGCUUAACAGAUGGUCAAAAGGGCCAAAAGAAGAAUACAGCUACGUGGUUAGCAAAAGACUGGGAAGAAAGACCUACAAGGAGCAGUAUGCAUUCCUCUAUAGGCAAAAUCUGGUGUCAGUGAAGCAAAUCUACCAGUAUCCUGAUCUCCAGCCUGGGGAUGAAGAUGCCUUUUCCAGAGAGCCCUUUGUCGUCUGGUUUCUCUCCCCCAAAACUGCUGUCAAAGAGUUUGCUGUAAUUCCUCAGCAUACCACACCAGAAACAGCAGUGCGAGAGAUUGAUGAGCUCUACGAUGUGUAUUUAGAUGUAAAGCAGCACUGGACAACUGAGAACUUCAUCUUCAUGGGGGACUUCAACGCUGGCUGUAGCUAUGUCCCGAAAAAGCAGUGGCAGAACAUCCGACUGAGGACUCACCCUGAGUUUGUCUGGCUAAUAGAUGACAAAAAUGACACAACGGUUAAGAAAAGCACAAGCUGCCCAUAUGACAGAAUCGUGGUGAGCGGGGAAGCGCUCGUGGGGGCCGUGGUGCCGCGCUCGGCGAGCGUCUUCGAUUUCCAGGCGGCUUUCGGGCUCACGGAGGAGCAGGCGCUGGCCGUCAGCGACCACUUCCCCGUGGAGUUCGAGCUGAAAACCGCCGGCGGCUCCUCCGGCUGGCCGAGGCCGCCGCUCCCGAAGAGGGGGCAGCCGAGGAAGAACCGCCGCCGCCGGCCGAGGGCGUCCUGAGCCCUCGCUCGCGCGCGCGGCCGAGGCGCAAGGCAGCCAACGCGUCUCCCUAAAAGACUGGCGUAGCUGCGGUCACGGCAAGCGCGGUAUUUCAGGGGAAAAUCAGAUAUUUUGUUAAACUUCAAAUAUUUCACAUAGGAAGGUGAAUUAAGCCUUCAGAUUAUUUUACUCACUGUAAGCACUGCAAAAAUCAAAUAACGUAACACAUUAUUUAACCCAAUGCUCCAGCGAUCUGUGUUUUCGGAUCAGCCUACACACUUUAUUUAGCGCAAAUCUCGUCAGAUAAAAGUCAUCCGAAAACUGCCGUCCAGUCCCAGUGGUUGCGGGGCUGGGAGUUUCCGAAGCGCGUAGUGAGUCGGGUAGGUCUGCGUAGGUUUGCCUGCG